CCUCCAAAGUUUCUCAGAGAAAAAAAAAAAUCCCAAACCUGCAAAAACUCUCAUAGCAUUUUCUUUUGGCCAGAGACGCUCUCAGACUCUCUCUCAUACACUUGCAAAUCUCACCUCUCUCUCUUACCGACUUCUACUUCUCUCUCUUCCUCUCUCUCAAAACCCACAAACACAGAGACAGCAAAGCUCACUGCUUUCUCUCUCAGCUCCAAAAAUGCUGAAUCUCCUGCAAACCCAUCUCAGAAUUUCCCCUUCUCCUGCAAUUUCUUAAAUCUGCAUUGCUAAUUUUGGGGGCGUGAUGGGUUUGCGAGUGGCACAAAAAUUGAAUCUUUAAGAGGGCAAUGUGAGGAGGACUUAGGAUUUUCAACAGUCCUAUGAUGGUGGCUGCCAUUUCCGAAGCAGCUUCAAACGACCGUCCAAACCCCAAAACCUCCACAGACCCACGCUCACGCACCCAUCUCCAAAACCCAUCAAGGCCUCCCCUUUUGCCCUCAGAGAAAGACAAUGGCUUUGUGCAAAGAAGACCCAGAGGCAGACAAGUCUCGUCUAAGUACAUGUCUCCUUCUCCUUCUUCUUCUUCAACCUCAACAUCCACUUCUACUGUCUCGUCCUCUGCGUCUUCUAGAAGAUGCCCGUCUCCAUUGCUCUCAAGGUCCAUAAACUCCUCUUCAAACUCGACCCCAGUGCCCUCUUUGGGUCCGAAACGGGCUCAAUCGGUGGACCGGAGGCGACCCAUUACGCCUCGGACCUCCACGGGUCUCCCUGAGGCUCGGCUAAGCAAUGCAGGCGCUGAAGUCUCGGCUGCCACUCGGCUUCUGGUCACUUCCACUCGGAGCUUAUCAGUUUCUUUUCAAGGUGAGGCCUUUUCGCUUCCGAUUAGUAAGACUAAAGCAGCUGCCUCGCCUAGUGGGGCUGUUGCGAGGAAGGCCACGCCUGAGAGACGCCGGUCGACCCCUGUAAGAGGAGAUCAGGCUGAGAAUUCUAAGCCUGCUGAUCAGUAUCGGUGGCCGGCCAGGACCAGAAAAUUGAGUUCGGGUUCUAAUAACUCGUUGUGGAGGAGCUUGGACUGUAGUUCGGAGACUGGGAAGCUCAAUGGGAUUGGAUCUGGGGUUGCGGCUAGAGCAUUGCAGCAAUCUAUGAUUGAUGAUAGCAGAAGAGCUUCCUUUGAUGGUAGAUUGAGCUUAGAUUUGGGCAAUGCUGAGCCUUUAAAGGCUGCUGAGCAAAACCCAGAUGCCAAUUCAGCCAAUGAAUCUUCCGUGCCUUCUGAUCUCACUGCUUCUGAUACAGACAGUGUUUCCUCUGGUAGCACUUCAGGUGUACAUGAUGCUGGUGGUGUUGCAAAGAGUCGAACUGCACCUCGUGGCAUUGUUGUGUCUGCAAGGUUUUGGCAGGAGACUAAUAGCCGGUUGAGGCGGUUGCAGGAUCCCGGUUCGCCUUUAUCAACAAGCCCUGUGUCUAGAGCAGGGUCGAAAUUCAUUCAAUCUCAAUCGAAAAAGUUUAAUGGUGAUAUCCCAUUAUCAUCAUCUCCUCGAACGAUGGCUUCCCCCACUAGGGGACCAACUCGGCCUGCUUCUCCGGGAAAGCUUUGGACUUCAUCAAUGUCACCAUCAAGGGGGUAUAGUCCUUCUCGGGUGAGAAGUAGUGUUAAUGGUUCCUUGAAUAGUAGUUAUUCUGGUCCUGCACCUUCAAUUCUCAGUUUUUCUGUUGAUACUCGGAGAGGGAAGAUGGGGGAAGAUAGGAUUGUUGAUGCACACAUGCUCAGGCUUCUGUAUAACCGUUAUCUGCAAUGGCGGUUUGUAAAUGCAAGAGCAGAUGCUACCUUCAUGGUGCAGAGACUGAAAUCAGAGAAAAAUCUAUGGAAUGCAUGGGUAUCAAUCUCAGAGCUACGGCAUUCCGUCACUCUUAAAAAGAUCAAGUUACUUUUGCUGAGGCAGAAAUUGAAGUUAACUUCUAUCCUCAAAGGACAAAUCACUUAUUUGGAAGAAUGGGCUAUUCUGGACCGAGAUCACUCUAGCUCUUUGCUAGGAGCAACUGAAGCAUUGCAGGCCAGUACUCUCCGUCUUCCGGUUGUUGGAAAAGCAAUUGUUGACUUUCAAAAGCUGAAAGAUGCUGUGGGUUCUGCAGCUGAUGUGAUGCAAGCAAUGGCGUCCUCAAUUUGCUCUCUUUCAUUGAAGGUGGAGGAAAUGAAUUCCUUGCUGUCUGAACUUAUGAGGGUUACCGCAACAGAACGGGUUGUGCUUGAACAAUGCAAAGAUUUUUUGUCUACAUUAUCAGCCAUGCAGGUCAAGGACUGUAGCUUGAGAACACAUAUAAUACAAUUACGACGUGUACCAACUACCCGCAGCCUGACAACACAUGUGUAGAACUGAUCUUAUUUGACUACUCACUCCUAAUGCUAACAUAUUACAUGGAGCCUACCGGGUGGAGGCAGCAGAGGUAAUAAGAAUGGAUCAAGUAGCUAGUUUUGGCUUCUGAUGUGGCAAUUUUUGGAACCUGGUUGUGGUCUUCUGUAUCAUGCAUCUCAAUGUAUCUUUUGUAUCUGAAGAAUACAGAAAAUGGCUUUUCCCCUCUCACUAAAAUUAGCUGUAUACAAGCACUCUUUUCUUUCCUUGGGGCAAAAAGGAAAUGUAUAUGUAUAUAUAUGUAAUUUCUCCUGAUCACACUGUUAAUCAAGUAGUUUGUGGUAAAUCUCUUAAUUCAAUCAUCUUGUCAUGCCUUUUCUUCU
Molecule: messenger RNA, 2725 nt
Organism: Prunus avium (sweet cherry)
Lineage: Eukaryota; Viridiplantae; Streptophyta; Magnoliopsida; Rosales; Rosaceae
Gene: QWRF2
Product: QWRF motif protein (DUF566)
Biological process (GO): spindle assembly
Cellular component (GO): nuclear microtubule; cytoplasm
Molecular function (GO): microtubule binding
Source: RefSeq, a predicted model, not a curated record